AUGCUAGAGACUGGGAGAAGGGAUGUGGAAGAGGACUUGGAGGCUGGGAGCUGGAGGUACCGAAACCAAAUUGAUCGUGUCCUGAUUUCCAUCAAGAUUGAUCUGGUUUCGGUUGAGACUCCAUUGAUUGAGUUGAUUGAAUCCUUUGCCUCAAGAACAAAUCUGGCCAUCAGAAUAUUAGUCCUGGUUUCUGUUCCCACUUCAGUACUUCUCUGGUUGACCGGGAGCUGCCAGUGCCAUUCACCGACAGACAGAAUUCCAGAGGAGAAGCAGACCUUGGUGCGGUCUUUGGAUGAUGGGACAGAAGUUGAAUCAGUCUGGAGAGAAGUCCAUGAUGAUCUAGGAAUAAGAAUCAGUGAGAGGUACUGGGUGGUGGUCCUGCUAUUUAGCUGCUACUCCAUGUGCAACGCCUUCCAGUGGAUCCAGUACGGCUCCAUCAAUAACAUCUUCAUGCACUUCUACGGGGUCAGCGCCUUUGCCAUCGACUGGCUGUCCAUGUGCUACAUGCUGACCUACAUCCCUCUGCUGCUGCCCGUGGCCUGGCUGCUGGAGAAAUUCGGCCUGCGCACCAUCGCCCUCACCGGGUCCGCUCUCAACUGCCUGGGGGCCUGGGUGAAGUUGGGUAGCCUGAAGCCGCAUCUCUUCCCCGUCACCGUGCUGGGCCAGAUCAUCUGCUCUGUGGCCCAGGUCUUCAUCUUGGGCAUGCCCUCCCGCAUUGCUUCAGUCUGGUUCGGGGCCAAUGAGGUGUCAACGGCCUGUUCCAUAGCUGUCUUCGGCAAUCAGCUUGGAAUUGCAAUUGGGUUCUUGGUCCCUCCUGUUUUGGUACCCAACAUCGAAGACCAGGACAAGCUUGCCUACCACAUCAGCAUCAUGUUUUACAUAAUAGGAGGCGUGGCCACUCUGCUUUUCAUCCUUGUCAUCAUCGUAUUCAAGGAGAAGCCUAAACAUCCCCCCAGCAGGGCCCAAUCCCUGAGCUACGCCUUGGCGUCCCCUGAUGCUUCGUACUUAAGUUCCAUUGUCCGGCUCUUCAGAAACCUCAACUUUGUGCUGCUUGUCAUUACCUACGGUCUGAAUGCUGGUGCUUUUUAUGCCUUGUCAACUCUGCUGAAUCGCAUGGUGAUCUUGCACUACCCGGGGGAAGAAGUGAAUGCUGGAAGAAUCGGCCUGACCAUCGUCAUUGCAGGAAUGCUUGGGGCUGUGAUCUCAGGCAUCUGGCUGGAUAGGUCCAAAACCUACAAGGAGACAACCCUGGUGGUCUACAUCAUGACUGUGGUUGGCAUGGUGGUGUACACAUUGACCUUGAACCUGGGACACCUGUGGGUCGUGUUCAUCACUGCUGGCACAAUGGGCUUCUUCAUGACCGGCUACCUCCCCCUGGGAUUUGAGUUUGCUGUGGAACUGACAUACCCAGAAUCAGAAGGCAUGUCGUCUGGCCUCCUUAACGUGUCUGCCCAGGUAUUCGGGAUCAUCUUCACCAUCUCCCAGGGUCAAAUUAUUGACAACUAUGGAACCAUGCCCGGGAACAUCUUUCUGUGUGUGUUCCUCACCCUUGGAGCAGUCCUCACUGCAUUCAUUAGGGCAGAUCUCCGGAGGCAGAAAGCAAACAGAGAAACUCCUGAGAAUAAACUCCAGGAGGAGGGGGAGGAGGAGGAGGAGAGCAAUGCCAACAAAGUACCCACCAUUGUGUCUGAGGAGCACUUCUGA
Molecule: messenger RNA, 1704 nt
Organism: Puma concolor (puma)
Lineage: Eukaryota; Metazoa; Chordata; Mammalia; Carnivora; Felidae
Gene: FLVCR2
Product: FLVCR choline and putative heme transporter 2
Biological process (GO): heme export; transmembrane transport
Cellular component (GO): membrane
Molecular function (GO): heme binding; heme transmembrane transporter activity
Source: RefSeq, a predicted model, not a curated record